GACUAACGUAUACUAGUAUUGAUUCAUAGCUUGACUUCAGGAGGAUGUAAUGUUUAGAAACAUACGCAUACAAGUCCAGUCCCCCUCCCUCUCUGUGAGCAUCUGCAUCGCUCCCCACACGCGCAGACUGAACUCCACUCUCUGCGUGAAGAAGGAGGAGGGACGUGUCGUGAGCUACGUGCACAGUUCAUAUUCACCCACCACCAAAAAUCUCAAUCGACUAUCCCAUGCGUUGCGUUCACGAGGAGCUCGUACAGCUUACUACUAUUUCCAGUUAUCAGAGGAACGAAUGAUUAGAUUGCUUUACAGUUUAUGAACUAGCAGUCCGCGAUGCUUGUGUUUAUAUGAACGGGUGUUUAUAUGAACUGUUAAACAGCGCACGGGUUUAUGCACAUAAGGAAGACGUGAUUGAUUGAUUGAUUUGUAGUAGGUUGUGAGUAAAGGGUGCAUUUAAUCCGGAUUUAAUCUGAAUUUGAGCGCUUUUUCAUCAGUGUUGGCUUGUGGUCGAGCAGGAGGGAGGAGUGGCGGAUGAACGGCUGGCUCCUGAAUUCUGAAUCCCGUCUAACAUCCACAGAGAUGAUAUAUCUGCCAGUGUUAUCCAUGACCUCAGAUUUACAGCAUUACAGUUUCAGGAUGCCGAAUAUAGGGUUCCAGAACCUUCCUUUGAACAUCUACAUUGUUGUCUUUGGGACGGCCAUUUUCGUCUUCAUCCUCAGCCUUCUCUUCUGCUGCUAUCUGAUUCGGUUGCGGCAUCAGGCGCACAAAGAACUCUAUGCAUACAAACAGGUUAUUCAAAAGGAAAAAGUGAAAGAAUUAAACUUACAUGAGAUUUGUGCGGUUUGUUUGGAGGAGUUCAAGCAGAAAGAUGAGCUGGGAAUUUGCCCAUGUAAACAUGCUUUCCACAGAAAGUGCCUUAUUAAAUGGCUGGAGGUGAGGAAGGUUUGCCCGCUGUGCAACAUGCCCGUCCUACAGCUGGCUCAGCAGCAAAGCAUGUCCGAACCUAUGCCCCCGACGCAGCAACCUCUGCCUGGAGUGGAGAACAUGGUGUAGCCCCUCCUGCUUUUCCUUAAAAUAGUGACCACCUCAACCUUCAGAGACUCCCUUCUGUACAGGUACACGUUCAUAUCCAAUGACAGCCUGCAGGAUUUGUGCCCGGAGCCACAGUCACCUUUGACCUGCCUCUGUUCGCGUUCUGCCUUGGUGACUUUACAAGGACUUACAAAUGUACAGUAGUAGUUGAAUUACGCAAUCUCUUUUAUUUGGGUUUGUUUUUUUUCUGUGGGAUAAUGAAGAAGAGUUGAGUCAACAUGUUUAUAAUUACCGUUCCACACCAAAGCACUUUUUUGAAGAUAUUAGUAAGGGGCAAAAAAUACUGAGAACUGAAAAAAAAUAACAAAACACAACUUUUUUAACUAAUGUUUUUUUUAACAAGCACUUUAAACUAUUUUAAACGCAAGCCUAGUUACAUAUGAUAGUAGCAAGAUCUUAUUUUAAAUUUGAUUUCCUUUUGUUAAUGUACACAGAGCCACAGAGCAAAAAGUGAGUUUUGUAUUAUGAUUAGGGACGGUAACUUUAUAAUGUAUAUUUAAGGGACAACAGCUCUCCAUUGUACAGUAUAUGUAUGUAUGUUUGAUUGUGUUUAUGUCUUGAUAGUCGGUAGAAAUUAAUUUAGUACCAGCUAAUGAACAAAAGUCACAAAUACAGCCUAUUAUUAGUGAUAUUUGUAAGUGCUGCCUUCGAACAAUGAUCUAGGACUCUGAAAAUUAGACUACAGGGCUGUAUCGGUAACAUGUGCAUCACUAAGACCUUUAGCUGGUGUCCAAAACAAUAAUGUGUACAGAAUUUGUCUUAUGAGGGUCCGGUUGUGGCUCAGCAAUAUUUGAACUGUUACUGUGGAAGUCUUUAUGUUUGAAAUGCUUAAAAAUACGAGCUGUGUUAAAUACACACAAACAUGCACAUUUGGUAAUGUUCACCCUGAUCUCACAGUAAUUGCUACAUAUUUUACAAAUAUGUUGGCAAAUUCGUAUGAAGUAAAUCGAACAAAAAUGUGAUUAUAAUUUUUUUUAUGAAAACCCAUCCCUAACACAACGUCACAUGAGUGGGAUAAUACGGAGGACCCACUUCGUAAAAUACGUACGAAUUCUUACAGUUGGUCCAAGACUAUAUUUCGUAAUACCCCAAAAUGCUAAGACAAUUUUAAAAUGCUCUAAAUUGGACUAUAGUUAGUUUUCUAUUGAUUAUUCCAAAUAACAUGAAAAUAUUGGUGGGGAAAAUAAGUAUUUGACACAUCAGCAUUUUUAUCAGUAAGGGGAUUUCUAAGUGGGCUAUUGACACAACAUUUACACCAGAUGUAGCCAUCAAGCCAAAUAUUGGAUUCAUACAAAGAAAUCAGAACAUUUAAGUAUACAAGUUGAGUCAUAAUAACUAAAGUGAAAUGACACAGGGAUUAAGUAUUGAAUGCACUUUAUUUAAUACUUUGUAGAAAAGCUUUUGUUGGUGAUUACAGCUUCUAGACCCCUCUUGUAUGGAGAGACCAGUCGUCUGCAUUGCUCAGGAGUGAUUCUGGCCCAUUCUUAUUAUGAUUCAACUUGUAUACUUAAAUGUUCUGAUUUCUUUGUAUGAAUUCAAUAUUUGGCUUAAUGGCUACAUCUGGUGGAAAUUUUGUGACAAUAGCCCACUUAGAAAUCCCCUUACUGAAAAAAUGCUGAUGUGUCAAAUACUUAUUUUCCCACUGUAUAUUAGGGGCAGUCAUUUAAUAUAUUUUCCAAUAUCCAGGUAACUAAACCUGUUUGCACUAUUUUUUUUCCUGUGAAGUUAGUUAGUAUAUAGUUUCUGGCUUCAAUUUCAAAAUUAUUAUUUUUUAAAUCAACUUUAAAGUGAACAAAAUAUGCCCAAAGCAUUAAUAAAUUUAAAUAUUAAAUUAGGUUAAAUGACUCAGAUACUGCUGGUCUAUAAAUCUUUAUACUGUUUUCACCUAACAUUCAAAUCAGAUUUUUUAUUGCGUGGAAUUUUCUUCCAUGGAACUGUGACGCGAUGCAAAGCAUCAAACCUUUUAUGUAUGGCUGUGUGUAUUUCUUCUGUCUCUUAUACUGUAGCACCCCAUAUCUUUCUGAUUAGAUAGAAAAGCGUAGUUACUUGGCAUAAGAUGUAUCCAACAAAUAUCAAUAAAUGAAAUGCUGCUCUAGUGAAGCCGAUCAAAUAGCCGCGCUACAGAAACAAACUAACCAGACCUGACGUCAUAAGGAUUGGUGAAUACUCUCAUUAUAGACCUAUAGUAGAUGACACAAAGUGUCUAGUUUAGUAUCAUUCCAGAAUCUUUUAGUCUAUCAAUUAAUCAAUUCAACACUGAUUCGGUUUUUAUUAAAUUACGAUCAAUGACCACCACUCAUAGAGACAGUACUGGUCUCGGCUCAGAGCCAGCGGGUGCAUGCGGUCAGCAGAUUUCUUUAUUCUCUGUAAUAGAAUGGAAGCUCUGGCUCUUUCCCCAUUCUAUAGUAGUACUGCUAAUUUUCAUGGCAUGCUGGGUCUCUGUGCCUUCCACGUUAAAAUAUCGGUGCAUAUGUAUAAUAUUGUAUAUGGAGUGGGGUUUGGGGAGUUAAAAGUUAAAUAGUUAAAAGUAGUUGUUAAAACAAUAACUAGUAUGGUUUUAAUAAACCCACAACUAAAUCGGCACAAUUGUUGUGCUGGUGGUUUUGAUUCAAAGUGCGAUCUGGUCAUGGGGGACUCAUGUACUACACAUUUAUUAGCAAACAAACUGCCCACCAAGCACAGUAUCUCAAAUUUUCAGUUUAGCUUAUUUAGUUCAAUUUAUUUUUUGCAUUUGCUGUGUAGGUGAGGAUACUGUUGUAACAUCGAUAUUGCCUAAAAAAAUUUUUUUUCUUUUUUGUUGGCUCUGGUACAUUUUGGUACAUGUGUACAUUUUCACACUUGUGUAAAACACUGAGGGUUUCUUUCUGUAAAUUCUUAUCAUGAAUGCAUAUUGUUAAAUUCAGAGUCCUAAAUUAGGAUCAUAUAUUUGGCUUUUUACCAUAGCAGGUCUUAAAGAUGUACAAAGAUUUACUCUGAUAAUGAAUGUAUGCGUGUAGAGAGCUGUGGUUUGACUGUGUCAUUAUAAUGUGAAAGUAGUUAAAAUCGAAAGUUACGUCACUGCACUUUUCAUACCUGGUGGUUUUAGUGGUAUUGGUGCCUCGAUAGAGGUGGAACUGAAGAUGAGGCAGUUGUUUUAUUUAUUGUGUGCAACAAUGUAAAACCUCUAACAUUUCGUUAGUUAUUUCUAACAACCCUAAUUUAGAGAUAAUGAGGUUUGGGCAAAGGAAAUCUGUUUUUGUGGACAUUGUUAAAAAAACGUGAACUAAACUUAGCAAACUUGGUAGGUAGUCCUAAAGGAUAGUGAGAAUCAUAAGUGAUAAACUAACUUAUAGCUUUUCUCUGCAUAUUGAGCUUUGCUAAGUGCCAUAUCUGGUUAACCAAAUUUUGACUUUGAAAUUUGUAGUUUUCUGUUUUUUUUAUACCAAGUGAAGAUGUGUUUUUAUUUAAUGGCUGUUAGGUAGAGAUUGGCACCAUGAUUGUAAAGCAUUAGUCAUUUUAAUAGAACUGGAUUAAUGUCUACUAAGGUGCAUGACAAUUUGAACAUCAAUACUGAUUUCUGAAAUGAUUUGAUACAUCAUAUUAAAGCUGAACUGCCAAUGUAUACGCUGUAGGUUCGCGAAUAUUCCAAAGCCAUUGACAAACACCUUAAAAUAUGCCACUUGUUCCUUCACCUUAGUUCUUCUUGAUAUUGCCUCUUCUUACCCACAAUAAACUUUUGCCUCAUGCCUCAUUACAUACAAUUGGCACCCUUUGUAAAUAUGUCCAAAGAAAGCUUGAAAAAUAAAUUGAAAUUUUUUCUCCUUUUUAUCUUUUAUUUAAUCACAAAAAUACAAUUUCAGCAAAUACAAAGAGCAAGUCGAGUUUGGCUUUUUUUCUCUGAAGGUAUUUGAUAUAAUCCAUAAUGCCAUGUAUCUGAGUAAGAUGUCCAGGACCUAAAAGUAGGUUCACAACAAUAAAGAUCGAGCUGUAUUUUAUUGUAUAUUACCCCCGCUUUUUUGGUUUUACUUGACAGAAACAUUGUAUUUCUGUUACUGUUUUAUUUAAAGCUCAAAAGGAAAAAAUAUUUUGAUCGCUUUAAUUGCUCAUAUUUACCAAGGGUGCCAAUAUUUUGUCCACAACUGUAAUUUUGCCCCACCUCCUUACCAUUCCCUCCAUUGUGACCUCACACAUGUGUGAGCCCCAUCCAGCCUGAUCUCACGAGAAUUCAGAUGUAUUACACCAUAAAAACAAUAACAAAACCCCAACAUCACCUGGAAAGAAGCAAAUUGUACAAAAAUGUGGACAUACGAAUUCAUACUUAAAUUAACUACCUUGUAAAAUGCGUAGGAAUUGCUAUGAGAUAGCGUUACCCAUCCCUUCUCAGCACAGUCUUGUUUUAACACUGCUAAUGUUUGUGAAUCUCACGAACAUGUUUGUAAAAGUAAGAAUUCUGCAGCAGAAUAUUUUCUGUACAGUAUUUGUAAACUAUAUUUUUGUAUAUUUAAUCAACAUUUUGAGAAAAAAUGCAAAGAUGCUUUUUUUGCUAAUUUUGUGUGUAUUCAUUAAAAUAUGUUGCAUGUGACUGACUUGAAUUGUAAAUAAAAUUGCCAAGUUUUUGAAAUAAUG
Molecule: messenger RNA, 5694 nt
Organism: Misgurnus anguillicaudatus (oriental weatherfish)
Lineage: Eukaryota; Metazoa; Chordata; Actinopteri; Cypriniformes; Cobitidae
Gene: rnf24
Product: ring finger protein 24
Biological process (GO): proteasome-mediated ubiquitin-dependent protein catabolic process
Cellular component (GO): endomembrane system
Molecular function (GO): ubiquitin protein ligase activity; zinc ion binding
Source: RefSeq, a predicted model, not a curated record